Messenger RNA from Talaromyces atroroseus, 675 nucleotides. RefSeq lists its product as hypothetical. NCBI's taxonomy places the organism in Eukaryota, Fungi, Ascomycota, Eurotiomycetes, Eurotiales, Trichocomaceae. The transcript has 4 exons. The record is from RefSeq and is a predicted model, not a curated record. Gene Ontology annotation, molecular function: ATP binding; ATP hydrolysis activity. The coding region runs from base 1 to 675 and encodes 224 amino acids.
AUGUUCUACACCUUUGCAUCUACGCCCACCCUAGGUGGCUCGCCGUCGCAGCGCAAUCCCAAGCGGGUGAAAGCCUUAGCGAACUUACGUGAAGAAUAUGAAGCAAUUAUCGGAGAGGUCUGUUACAACGGCCUAGACGCAGCGGAAAUGAAGGCACGCCGCCCCGGGGACGUUGCUUUUGCGGGUGAAGACGAUGUCCAUUUCCAUAGCCUAUCAGUGGGCACAACGCUUCGGUUCGCUCUUAACGCACGUACUCCUGUCAACCUUCCGAAUCGCAUACAGAUUUUACAUGAAGACCUUCAGGUGCUUCUUGAACUAUUCGAUCUAUCACACGUGGCCAAUGUUCCAGUUGGAAAUGACUAUAUCCGUGGCGUCAGUGGAGGCCAGCGGCACCGUGUUACUCUAGCGGAAGCGUUUUGUACACGAGCAAGAACCGGACCCCUAGUCUCGGUAACCUCGGAGGACUUUGAACGGCGGUUCCGUGAGAGUCAACGCUGUGCAAAUUCACUGGUGGAAUUCUCAGACUAUGAAGGAUUCCGCCACCGACGGUUUUGCGCUACCAGCUGCCGUUUUGUCGAGAGGUCUAUGAAUGUACCGUCCGCCACUAUCGCAUCAACUUUACCGAUCGCAGCACCUGGAUUGCAGAAGCGGCCGGGACCAUCGCCCAAGCUCUAA